GGGGCUAGAAGUCCUCACAAACCCGGGACACUGGAAGACGGGAGUGCAGCCACUGCCUUUGGGACACUGAAACUCGUCCCGUACCUUCCUCCGCAGUCCCGUGCGGUGGGCCGGCCCGGCUUGCUGUCUGCAUUCAGCGGACCGGAGAACGAGUUCCGGGCGGGGAGAAGCCCUGCCCACCGGCUGCGGUGGGAACCGGUCCCGCGAGGGUCCGACAGGACUUGCCAGGCAUUUCCCUCAGACCGCGCUUUGCCUCCGAGAGGCCGCGCCGGGACUCCCUCAUCGCCUCUCGGGUUCUCGGUCCCGCCCCACACCUCUGGGUAGGAACCGGACAGCGAGAGAGUGUGAGAGGGCAACACAACGGUCCUGGGGACCCUCCGAAGUCCGCAGGGGAGGAAGCAGCGACAGCUAGCUGCACGCGGCCGAGGCGCGAGGGCUUGGGGAGGUCGGCCCGUGGAAUGGGCGUGUCCUGGCGCGUGCGGGAGGAGGUGCGAGGGGCAAGGGGCAGUCCCACCCGCGAAGCCCUGGAACGCUGAUUGGCUGCGCGCCGUGGAGGCGCGAGGAGGAGGCGUGUCCUCAUGUGAGCCCUGCAGGGGCCCAAGGUGAGGGUGUAGAGGGGAGAGCGCUUGCGCGAACCUGGUUGUAGGCCCCUCCUUCUCUUCUUUCUAGGGGCAAAGGGUAGGCGGUUUUAGUCUGGACUUAGGCACUUGCAGACUCCGGCCAUGGAGGGGUCUGAAUGGGAGUCGCUGGAGCAGUGCUUGGAGAAGCACCUGCCACCCGCAGACUUGAGGGAGGUGAAACGCAUUCUCUAUGGCAAGGAAACCAGGAAGCUCCAUCUGCCCGGCAGGGCUUUUGAAGCUGCCUCUGAAGGGGACUUUGAGCUGCAAGGAUAUGCCUUUGAGGCAGCAAAGGAGCAACUGAGGCCACCUCGGACCAUGCGUGUGGGACUUGUUCAGAACAGAACUCCCCUGCCUGCCGAUGCCCCUGUGGCAAAACAGGUCACUGCCCUUCACAGACGCAUAGAAGCCAUUGCAGAGGUGGCUGCAAUGUGUGGAGUGAACAUCAUCUGUUUCCAGGAAGCAUGGACUAUGCCCUUUGCUUUCUGUACGAGAGAGAAGCUCCCUUGGACGGAAUUUGCUGAGUCAGCAGAGGAUGGACCCACCACCAGAUUCUGUCAGAAGCUGGCAAAGAAGCAUGACAUGGUGGUGGUAUCCCCCAUCCUGGAACGAGACAGAGAGCAUGGGGACAUUUUGUGGAACACAGCUGUGGUGAUCUCCAAUUCUGGAGCUGUCCUGGGAAAGACCAGGAAAAACCACAUCCCCAGAGUGGGUGACUUCAAUGAGUCAACUUACUACAUGGAGGGAAACCUCGGACACCCCGUGUUCCAGACUCAGUUCGGGAGGAUUGCGGUGAACAUUUGCUACGGGCGGCACCACCCUCUCAACUGGCUCAUGUACAGCAUCAACGGGGCUGAGAUCAUCUUCAACCCCUCAGCCACCAUCGGAGCACUCAGGUCUCUCAGCUUGCAGGAUCUGGGAGGUGAGUCCCUGUGGCCAAUCGAGGCCAGAAACGCAGCCAUUGCAAAUCACUGCUUCACCUGUGCUAUCAACCGUGUGGGCCAGGAGCACUUCCCGAAUGAAUUUACCUCUGGAGAUGGGAAGAAAGCUCACCAGGACUUCGGCUACUUUUAUGGCUCGAGCUACGUGGCAGGCCCGGACAGCAGCCGCACCCCUGGUCUCUCCCGCAAUCGGGACGGGCUGCUGGUUGCCGAGCUUGACCUGAACCUCUGCCGGCAGGUGAAUGACAUCUGGAACUUCAAGAUGACGGGCAGAUAUGAGAUGUACGCUCGGGAACUUGCCGAAGCCAUCAAACCCAACUACAGCCCCAAUAUUGUGAAAGAGUAGCUGGAUGUCAGUCCCUGCCUACCAAGGAGGGGACUUCUGCCCCUAACAGCUCAUCAAGUACAGCAGGCUUUUACACUUUCAAGUUCUCCCUCAUGAUGCCCUGAUAACAUUGCUGUACAGAUUGGUUUUAAAAUGCCCAGGCAGGGAGGGUAGAUUGAAGAGUGACUGCUUAAUGAAUAUGAGGUUUCCUUCCUGGGUGAUGAAAUGUUUUGGGGCUACACAGAGGUGAUGGUUAUACCUCUAAUGUACUAAAUGUACUAAAUGUACAUGAAUGUACUAAAUGCCAUUGAAUUGUAUACUUUAAAAUGGCUAAUUCUGUGUUAUAUGAAUUUUACAUAAUUUUUAAAAAUUCCACGCACUGCUUGUGCAGGUUGACUUGCAUUUAAACACAUGGGAUGCCCCAGUCCUAAGGUUCCUCACCUCCUCUGUUUAGACUGUCAGCAACCUGAGGGUAAGGGUGGGAGUGUAUGUCCAAGGGAAAAGCUGAGGCUGAUCCAGAGUCCUUGAAUUACCGGGUGGUUGUGGGCAGGGGAGACGGUCAUUAGAUGUGUCCACUUGGCCAGGCUGCAGUCUCCAGAUAUUCAAUCAGACGCUAAUCUGGGUGUUGCUGUGAAGGUAUUUUGUCGACGUCAUUAAAGUCUGUGACCAGUUAACUACGCAAGUGAGAUUAUCCUAGAUAAUCCUGAUAGGCCUGAUUCAGUCAGUCAAAAGGCCUUCAGAGGAGAGCUGAGGCUUCCCCAGUGAAAAAGAAAUUCUGCCUGUGGACAGCAGCUUCCUUCCCAGGCCUGUUUGAGUUCCAGUUUGUCCUUCCUGGUGGCCUGCCCUACAGAUUUCAGACUUGUCUGUCCAGCCCCCACAAUCACUUAAGUCAAUGCCUUGCAAUAAAUCUCU
This is a messenger RNA of Panthera uncia (snow leopard), 2795 nucleotides long. It is a transcript of the gene UPB1, whose product is annotated as beta-ureidopropionase 1. Gene Ontology annotation, molecular function: beta-ureidopropionase activity. NCBI's taxonomy places the organism in Eukaryota, Metazoa, Chordata, Mammalia, Carnivora, Felidae. The transcript is spliced from 10 exons. Bases 723 to 1904 code for a protein of 393 amino acids. The record is from RefSeq and is a predicted model, not a curated record.